This is a messenger RNA of Portunus trituberculatus (swimming crab), 1356 nucleotides long. RefSeq names its product formin-like protein 7. NCBI's taxonomy places the organism in Eukaryota, Metazoa, Arthropoda, Malacostraca, Decapoda, Portunidae. Bases 1 to 1356 code for a protein of 451 amino acids. The transcript has 7 exons. The record is from RefSeq and is a predicted model, not a curated record.
AUGGAGACAUCAGUGUCCUGCAAGUCUUCCUCUGACCAAAGCAGCAACCAAACACAUUUCCAUGUGUGCAGUCCAGUGCCACCUUCUCAACUAACGGCGCCCAUACAACGUCAGCGGGCUUCUCUGUCUCUGUUUCUGCUGAACAACGCACUAGUGAGGUCCAACAACACCAUUACUGGCAGUGACAGUCCUUCAUCAUUCAGUGGGUCGCUCGUCCACUCAGUGGUGGCUGGUCUGCUCAUAGUCACAGAAACCCAGAAGUGUGGUACGUCUCUCUCCACUGGAAGGGCCCCACCUACCCCACCAGAGAAGUUUGGGACGUCUCUCUUAACUGGAGGGGCUCCACCUGCACGACCAGAGGAGUUUGGCACUUCUCUCUCCAAAAGAGGGGCUCUACCUGCCCCACCAGAGGAGUUUCAGUCUUCUCUCUCCACUGAAGGGGCUCCACCUGUCCCACCAGAGGAGUUUGGAACGUCUCUCUCCACCGGAGGGGCUUCAACUGCCCCACGAGAGGAGUUUGAGACGCCUCUCUCCACCGGAGAAGCUCCACCUGCCCCACCAGAGAAGUUUGAGACGCCUCUCUCCACCGGAGGGGCUCCACCUGCCCCACCAGAGGAGUUUGAGACGCCUCUCUCCACCGGAGGGAGGAGUUUAGGACGCCUCUCACCACUGGAGGAGCCCCACCUGCCCCACCUUAGGAGCUUGGGACGCCUGUCUCCAGUUAAGGGGCUUCACCUGCCCUACCAGAGGAAGGAGUCUGACGCGUCUUUCUCCACUGGAGGGGCUCUACCUUCCACACCAGAGGAGUUUGGGACGUCUCUCACCACUGGAGGGGCACCACCAGCCUCACCAGAGGAAUUUGGGACGGCUCUCUCCACUGGAAGGGCUCCACCUGCCCCACCAGAGGAGUUUGAGUCCUCUCCACUGGAGGAGCUCCACCUGCCCCACCAGAGGAAUCUCCACCUGCGAGGACCCUGCACCAGUGUCGCACUGCUUCAUUCGUGGGAGCAGAGCAUGGGAAGUACUUCCACCUUGCGCUUCCCGGUCUGUAGUUGGUUGCUCUGUUUGCACGACGUGCCCGCCAAGGUUCCGGCUCUGGCCCCGGCGCCAGGCUCUAGGUCGGCCCGUGUUAAGAAAGGGAGAUGGAUGCCAAACCCCUGGGACGUGACCACCAGGGCAGAGAGAGGGAGGAGGAGCCGGGACAGCCAGGAAUCCCAGCAGGAUGAGGAACAGGAGCGAACGAUGGAGACAGAGAUGGAGGGAGGCUGCCCUGCCAUCAACACCGUCACAACACACCAUCGCUACCGCAACACAACGUGUACGCUGCGAGACAUACAAACGGGAGGAGAAACUUAG